Messenger RNA from Alnus glutinosa, 483 nucleotides. RefSeq lists its product as uncharacterized. NCBI's taxonomy places the organism in Eukaryota, Viridiplantae, Streptophyta, Magnoliopsida, Fagales, Betulaceae. The record is from RefSeq and is a predicted model, not a curated record. The transcript is spliced from 2 exons. The coding region runs from base 1 to 483 and encodes 160 amino acids.
AUGGCCUCCUCCUUAUCCCUCUCCCAGUCGUUCUCCAACUUUUCCUCCCUGAGCCACCAAACCUCCAGCCCUUUUAUCCCACGCAACCAAAAACCCCUUCACCUACACACCCAGCCCCGCAAACCCAUCUCCAUCAAAGCCCUCUCCGCUCCAAUCCUCAUGCAAGACGACCUCAAGAAGCUCGGUGACGACAAGGCCGUGGACUACAUCAAGCCCAGCAUGGUCCUCGGCCUCGGCACCAGAUCAAUCGUCGCCUUCGUCGUCGCUAAGCUCGGCCACCUCCUCCAGAACGGUCAGCUAUCCAACAUCAACGCAUCGAGGAGCAAGCCCACCAGCUGGGUAUCCCUCUCUCGGUCCUCGACGACCACCUGCGCUUUCACCGAGCCUUACAAGCCAUGGGUGAUGGGUCAUGACCACAAGAGACAAGAUCCACCAGAAGUUCAGAACAGGGCUCCAAAUAACACCGAGUUCAAUCGUGUUUAG